AUGGCCCCCAGUGAAAAGAACUUCAAAAGCGACGAUAGCGUCCUCAACCCAGCUAUAAAGUCUCACAUCAAAACUUUGUAUACUGCCCUUGACAGCAAAGAUAUGCAGACUUGGGGUGCUCACUUUGCAGAGGACGCCGAGAUGACUAUGGGACCUUUCACUGUCAAGGGACGAGACAGUCUUAUUGAAGCCGUAACAGGGACUUCGGCCGAUAUCAAGACCCGCGAUCAUACCAUCGACUCGGUGUUUCCAUUCGGUCCUGAUGCAGAUGAGGUGAUGUUGCAUGGAAGCUGUGACAGUGUGACCAAGGAUGACCAAGCCAGUACCUCAACUUGGGCUGCGAUAAUGCAUUUCAAGAGGAGCGGGCAUGAAGAUGUUUUGGUUGACAGAUACACAGUCUUCGUUGUACUUGGAUAA
Molecule: messenger RNA, 417 nt
Organism: Penicillium taxi
Lineage: Eukaryota; Fungi; Ascomycota; Eurotiomycetes; Eurotiales; Aspergillaceae
Product: nuclear transport factor 2 family protein
Exons: 3
Coding region: 1-417 (138 amino acids)
Source: RefSeq, a predicted model, not a curated record